AUGUCCUCGCCAGAAGACGCAUGGACCGAGCUUGGCUCUCCUCCAUCUGCAGCACACAAUACGACCAGAUCUCCAACCAAUACACAAGAGAUGACCACUACCGAUGACACUACAGACCUUGCGAAACACGGGAACCAGAUCGUCAAGCCUCCUAAGCGGCCUCUGGAGGAACAUUCAUCGCCUUCAGACCCGUCUAACUACCCUGCCGCCAAGAGACCAGCACUCGACAAAGCUGCUAAGGUUGACGACGAAAAUGUAACUGCCAGCAAUGUAGCGACGGAGGUUGUGUCUGCCACAGUCGCUAUGGACGACACGAAAGCAGAUCAGGUCGAUGCGAGCGGAGAUCUUGCUGAGGCUCAAGCUGAAGGACAAGCAACCAGUCCGUCUACACCAUCCGAUGCGGCGACAUCAGCAUCGUCCAUCACGCUUCAAAAUCAUGCCAACGGCACGCGAACCGAGCUUACGGACCAAGCGCAGCUUCAGAGCGAGGAACGACCCCCAGCAGACCAGAACGAUGACGAAUCUCCUCCACCACCGAAGACUAUCUACGAUGCAGUCAAUGAAGCUGCGCAGUACCGGCUCAGCAAAGCCAGGUCUGCCAUCUUCACCACUAAAUCAGAAGCCUCAAGUCUCUUCGAUGUAUUCCUUCACAAUCUUCCUACUGACAGACAAGCUCAAUACAACUGCACGGCAUGCCGCCGUUUCAUCGAUCGUUAUGGUGGCCUUGCACUAGUCAACGAAGAUGGCACUUUGAUCUCUAUCCUCUGGCACGAUGUUCUAUGGAACGACAAAGGCUCUCGAGACCUCUGGGACGCCACGGGAACGUUCCGACCUGCCAUUCUGGCUCUACGCAAUCAGACCGAAACAGCCAAGGUCGUCGAUCAGUACAAGCCACUUCGUGACCUACCUUGCACCUAUGACCUCGGCCAUCGAGAAAAAGGGGGCCACAGCCAUUUCUACCUCAACAUUCCACCUAGGUUUCAUGUGAAGGAACACCCUGCUGCGUUCGCGCUUGUGAAUGCCAUUCAGUCUGCGCAGAUGCUGGAGCGACUACUCAACGACUUUGACCUGAGCACUGCUGAACAGGCCCGAGAUCUGCUUACGCGGCACGAGCUUUACAACGCCGACAACCAUAUCGCUGCAAUCACUCAUCUCGUUACCAUCAUGUCAGUCAAGCUGCCCCGUCACUACAGUGUCCGCCGACACAAUCUGAUUUUUCAUCAUGCUACGGCGGCUUUUACCGGCUGUCUCAGUCAGCUUCGUUCCGGGCCUCUGGGAGUGUUGCUGCGCCGUUUGAAAGCUGGCAGCUACAUGCGUCCAAGCUCCAACCCCAAAAUUGGCGCCAUCGUAGCAGCGGAGAGACUGUUCCGACAACUCGGCCUGACCAAGGACGACAUGCGUCGGCGCUUCCUGACUCCUAGUGACAUCCCUGGUCAUGUCUAUCUGUGGCAAUCGGAGGUCGCCAUCAGCAAAUCGAACCACAAUGUCGAGGACAUCAGUAUUUUCGCUUCACUCGCAGAAAAGGCCAUCAAGUCUAGUGUACACCGCCCUCAGCCGUACAAUGCAAGUUCAUCUCCUUCGCCAACCAAAAUCAGCUUCAUCCAGCUCCUAUCAACAAUUUUUCCGGCCUCUUCCCGUGCGUGGAUUGAGUUGGAAGAACGUCAUUCGCUAACAUUCUUCCUGACCGGUCUGGAUGGCUCGAAGUCUCUGAUGCAAUGGCAUACGACAGACAACCUAGUAUCGAGCUACGUCUAUACGAAACCAAAACCAGUGGCACAACACAAUCUCCGAAGCAAAGAGUGGAACGAGAUCAAAGCCAUUAUUCCACCACCGUGGCUGUGGGACGUUCCGGAUGUUGCAAACGCUUUGAGCGGUCGAGAUGGUCCACUGCCAGCAACGGGUUCGGCUGAGGAAGAGAAGUUGAUGAGCAAAUAUUAUCAGACCAAGAAUGGGUUGUCUUUUUUUCUCGUGCUUGAUGGAAUAGAAGACAAGCAAACGAAGCACCUUUGCCUCUUUCCUGCCUGGUUGAAGAGCGAAUUGCAUGGUGUGAGGAAGGUUAUCGAACGAUACAGCAAUGAGGGAGAAAAGGAGUCGAUGGAGAGUAAUCGGGCAGCGGGAAAGGAAGGUUACGUCGGCGGAGUGGAAUUGUGGAGGGGCCACAUAAAGCCAGUCUUGGUCAGAACAGAAAGCAAGGAGAAUGGCGAGAUCGGACUCUGGGAGGUCGACUGCUUUGAAGAUGCCAUGAGAAGACGUCCUGUAGUCUCGCAGGGGACGCAGAUGGACGAGAUCGUGGAAACUUUGGACAAGGCAGGAUAA
Cyphellophora attinorum is the source of this 2316-nucleotide messenger RNA. RefSeq lists its product as uncharacterized. The record is from RefSeq and is a predicted model, not a curated record. The transcript has 2 exons. Bases 1 to 2316 code for a protein of 771 amino acids. Lineage: Eukaryota; Fungi; Ascomycota; Eurotiomycetes; Chaetothyriales; Cyphellophoraceae.